Molecule: messenger RNA, 633 nt
Organism: Nicotiana attenuata
Lineage: Eukaryota; Viridiplantae; Streptophyta; Magnoliopsida; Solanales; Solanaceae
Exons: 4
Coding region: 1-633 (210 amino acids)
Source: RefSeq, a predicted model, not a curated record
AUGGGUAGUUUGGCUCACUUGGAAGCAUAUCAAAGGCCAUUGGCCAAGGAGGUUCAUCGGUUGGCUAACUUGGGAGUUCGUCUUGCGGACUCUAGUGAAGGUGGGGUGAUUGUGCAAAAUACGGCUGAAUCAUCUCUUGUAGUGGAGGUCAAGGAGAAGCAAUACAACGAUCCAUUCAUUGAGAUGGCACCGUUCAAGGCUCUUUAUGGUAGGAGAUGUAGAUCUCCCAUUGGGUGGUUCAAGAUUGGGGCAGCAGAGUUGAUAGGGUCAGACCUCGUGUAUCAGGCUAUGGAGAAGGUUAAGAUUAUUAAGGAAUGGAUGAAAACUUCUCAGAGUUGGAAAUUGAGUCCGAGGUAUGUCGGACCAUGCAAAAUCAUUCAAAGGAUUGGUCAGGUGGCUUACAAGCUUGAGCUACCAUUAGAGAUGUCGUUAGUACACCCUGUGUUUCAUGUAUCAAUAUUGAAGAAGGUAGUUGGAGACCCAACACUCAUUGUUUCGGUUGAGACCAUUGAUAUUAGUGAAGAAUUGACUUAUGAGGAGAUUCUAGUUGCCAUUCUUGAUAGGCAGGUUAAAGAGGCCACCUGGCAGGCCGAUGUAGAGAUGAAGAAGAAGUACCCCCAUUUUCUCGAAUAA